GCCGCCGGGCGACGCACGGACGAUGCACGCUUUGGAGUCCCCAAAACGAACCAAGCGUGAUCCUUCAGUUCAAGGUUCUCACUCUGGUCAUAUUGCGGGGGAAUAGUCUAGAGAAAAGGACGCAUCUAACUCAUCUUGAAUAAUGUCAUAUAUCCACCUUGGUGGCGUUUAUUCUGUUCUUUUAUUCAUAUUCUCAUCCAUGGCGGCGGUCGACCUCCAAGGUUUACCUCACAUAGCAUCUUCCAAUUCUUCCGACCAUUUUCUAUAUUUUGCUUACGGAAGUAACCUACUCAAGGAGAGACUGCAGAAGAGAAACCCUUCGGCCACUUUCUUCUCGGUUGGAUACUUAAAGGAUUACACUCUGAAGUUUGGCUGGUCAGAGCAUUUCGGCGACGUCAACAACUGGCACGGAGGAGUGGCCACCAUAGAGGAGAGCAUAGGAGAGGAAGUGUGGGGCGUUGUCUGGCGAAUGGGCCUUGAGAACCUCCAGACGCUCGACGAUCAAGAGGGAGUGCAGGAGGGUGUAUACAGGCCACUGCAGGUGAAUGUCACCACAGCCAAGGGAAACACAGUCUGCAGGAGCUACCAGAUGAAUGACUUCUACCCAUUCGUCACCUCUCCGCCUUACAAACAGGUCGUGUGCCUCGGUGCGAGGCAGCAUGGACUUCCCCUGGACUACAUCGAGAAGCUGGAGGCUGUGCAGACCAACGACUACAAGGGCCCGUCCAUCCUGGACACACUGGAGGGGAUAGAGGCGGCCUCCUCAUCCUAAUGAACCAUUAGGAUGUCUUCUUAGGGGUUUAUCUCCUACUCUAAUGAUACCUGAAAUGAAGGAGUACCUGAUCCAUAAUAAACACACCUGGGUGACAUAUAGGCUUAAUUCAAUCUGAAAACCAGCUGAAUUAAGUUGUUCCUAUUUUACAUAGACCUAUAGGCUACUGUUACACGUGUUUAACAUAGGCUUAAUUUUUUUACUUGACAAAUUACAAAUUAUUUACUGAUACAUUUGCUUAUAUUUGGUAAUAAGCAUAUAAAGAAAUAAAGAGAGUUAUUUGA
Molecule: messenger RNA, 1056 nt
Organism: Gadus morhua (Atlantic cod)
Lineage: Eukaryota; Metazoa; Chordata; Actinopteri; Gadiformes; Gadidae
Product: gamma-glutamylcyclotransferase
Exons: 4
Coding region: 143-772 (209 amino acids)
Molecular function (GO): gamma-glutamylcyclotransferase activity
Source: RefSeq, a predicted model, not a curated record